AUGGGCGAGAGUGAAAGGAGCUCCUCCUCGGAGUCCCAGGAAUGGCUGCGCUGGGUGGCCGUGCUCACGCGGCUCCGUGACUUCGGGAGACACAUGCAGGGAGGCACCGCGAGCUUCCCUGCUUCAUGGAAGAGGCUCUGCACAGAGGACGCUCAGGGCACGCUCCUCGGGCCAGCGACGGCGCCAGCUGUCAUCAGCUCUCAGCUCCUCUGUCAGCCUCCCAGGGUCAGAUGGGCCUAUGCUCCCCGGCUCAGGCAGCCCGUACCCCUCUCACACGGGCAGGUGCUCCCCCUUCAGGCACCUGCGCACAGGGAAGGAAGCAAAGGUGCCACCCACUCGGAAACUGAAGAGCUGGGGCAGGCGGAGCAGGGCUGGUUUGCAGUGCUGACCUACAGGCCAAGGUGCCCUGGGAGCGUAGGCCACCGGGCCGGGGCUACAGCUGAAAAGGCUGCGCCGGCCAGGAAGAGCAGCAGCCUGGAAGCCGAGCUGCCCCACAGCCAGAGAAGAGAGAGGAAAGCAGAGAAGCUGCUCCACGGGCCUGAGAGGACAUGGAGACAGCACGCUCCCAGGGAACAAAGGGAAUGCACACUUGCACCGGCUUGCACAUGGAGGAUCUGCACUAGAAGGUGGGCACCUCCCAGGGCAAGCAGGCUGCUCUCCUGGGAGACACAUGCCUUCGGAGAAAAAGUGAAGAAAAAAAAAUUUCCUCUGGGUUUAUACCAUCUUAGCCCGCAGAGAUCACACUUUCAGGAAAGUUUGUUGGCAAAUGGAUUGUCAUGUGGGCUACGGCGUGAGCUGUCCAGGGGCGACUUUCACGGAAGACGCGGCAGGCCCUGGGUCGGGCUGCCCUGCACAGGCUCCCUCCCUCUGGCCCAUGCCCUGCCCUUUCCGUCUCCCUAG
This is a messenger RNA of Canis lupus familiaris (dog), 900 nucleotides long. RefSeq lists its product as uncharacterized. The record is from RefSeq and is a predicted model, not a curated record. Bases 1 to 900 code for a protein of 299 amino acids. The transcript has 4 exons. Lineage: Eukaryota; Metazoa; Chordata; Mammalia; Carnivora; Canidae.